Molecule: messenger RNA, 8082 nt
Organism: Marmota monax (woodchuck)
Lineage: Eukaryota; Metazoa; Chordata; Mammalia; Rodentia; Sciuridae
Gene: Rab11fip4
Product: RAB11 family interacting protein 4
Exons: 15
Coding region: 1-1917 (638 amino acids)
Biological process (GO): regulation of cytokinesis; endocytic recycling
Cellular component (GO): midbody; cleavage furrow; recycling endosome membrane
Molecular function (GO): calcium ion binding
Source: RefSeq, a predicted model, not a curated record
AUGGCAGGCGGCGCGGGCUGGGCGGGCGCCCCCGCGGCUCUGCUGCGCUCCGUGCGCCGCCUGCGCGAGGUGUUUGAGGUGUGCGGCCGCGACCCCGACGGCUUCCUGCGCGUGGAGCGCGUCGCGGCGCUCGGACUGCGCUUCGGCCAGGGUGAGGAGGUAGAAAAACUUGUGAAAUAUCUGGAUCCCAACGACCUGGGGAGAAUCAACUUCAAGGACUUCUGCCGUGGAGUGUUCGCCAUGAAAGGGUGCGAGGAGCUGCUGAAGGAUGUGCUGUCCAUGGAGAGUGCAGGGACGCUGCCAUGCGCGUCAGAGAUCCCGGACUGUGUGGAGCAGGACAUUGAGGUCCCCGGCUCCACCUUUGCUGAUGGCGAGCUCAUCCCCAGGGAGCCCAGCAUCUUUCCCGAGGACGAGGAGGAGCCUAUGAUGACACUGGCCCCAGUUGAGGGCUCCCUGGAGUCAGAUCUGGACAGCCCCAUGGAAAGCACCCAGAGCCUGGAGGGGUCUGUCGGGAGUCCCACCGAGGCCAAGGAGCGGGGUCUCGGGGGCCUGUUUCUGCCAGAGGACAAGUCCCUGGUCCACACUCCAUCCAUGACGACAUCAGACCUCUCCACACACUCCACCGCCUCACUCAUCAGCAACGAGGAGCAGUUUGAAGACUACGGGGAGGGGGAUGACGUGGACUGUGCCCCCAGCAGCCCCUGCCCCGAUGAUGAGACCAGGACCAACGUCUACUCGGACCUGGGUUCUUCGGUGUCUUCCAGUGCGGGGCAGACACCGAGGAAGAUGCGGCACACGUACAACAGCGAGCUGCUGGAUGUGUACUGCUCUCAGUGCUGCAAGAAGAUCAACUUGCUGAAUGACUUGGAAGCCCGGCUGAAAAACCUGAAGGCCAACAGCCCCAACCGAAAAAUCUCUAGCACUGCCUUUGGACGGCAGCUCAUGCACAACAGUAACUUCAGCAGCAGUAACGGCAGCACUGAGGACCUGUUCCGGGACAGCAUUGACUCCUGUGACAAUGACAUCACGGAGAAGGUAAGCUUCCUAGAAAAGAAGGUGACAGAGCUGGAGAAUGACAGCCUGACCAGUGGGGACCUAAAGAGCAAGCUGAAGCAGGAGAACACACAGCUGGUGCACAGGGUGCACGAGCUGGAGGAGAUGGUGAAGGAUCAGGAGACCAUGGCCGAGCAGGCACUGGAGGAGGAGGCCCGGCGACACCGUGAAGCCUACACCAAGCUGGAGCGGGAGAAGAGCACGGAGCUGGAGCUGCUCCACACCAGGGUGCAACAAUUAGAGGAGGAAAAUACCGAGCUCAGGACGACAGUGACGCGACUCAAGUCGCAAACCGAGAAACUGGACGAGGAGCGGCAGCGCAUGUCCGACCGGCUGGAGGACACCAGCCUGCGGCUCAAGGACGAGAUGGACCUGUACAAACGCAUGAUGGACAAGCUGCGGCAGAACCGCCUGGAGUUCCAGAAGGAGCGGGAGGCGACGCAGGAGCUCAUCGAGGACUUGCGCAAGGAGCUGGAGCACCUGCAGAUGUACAAGCUGGACUGCGAGCGGCAGGGCAGGGGCCGCGGCUCCUCCGGCCUGGGCGAGUUCAGUGCCAGGGCCCGCGAGGUGGAGCUGGAGCACGAGGUCAAGCGGCUAAAGCAGGAGAACCAUAAGCUGCGGGAUCAGAAUGACGACUUGAACGGACAGAUCCUGAGCCUCAGCCUCUAUGAAGCAAAGAACCUCUUUGCUACUCAGACCAAAGCCCAGUCUUUGGCUGCAGAAAUUGACACAGCAUCUCGAGAUGAGCUAAUGGAAGCUCUAAAAGAACAGGAGGAGAUCAACUUCCGGCUGAGGCAGUACAUGGACAAGAUUAUCCUGGCCAUCCUGGACCACAACCCCUCCAUCCUGGAGAUCAAGCACUGAGGAGGGGGCUGGCUGCAGAGCGGCCUUAGGACCUGGGGACCAAGGGGCAGGCCUGCCCCAGGAUGUGGGCCUGGGCCUGGGCCCACACUCACUGUAAAUGUACCUCUGGCCACCAUGCGUACCGUGUACUGGUGUAUAUGUGGGCUGAGCGUGGGAUCGUGGCUGGUGACACCUGCACAGUGAGCUGUGUGUGCACUUUGUGGUCCCUUUGCAAGGGGCGGAGGGUACUGGCAGCGGAGAGAACAAGGUCUGCCAUGGGAGUUCCUGCGAUAACGAGAACUGGACACUUGUGUUACUUACUGGAUAAAAUGAUUCUACCUCUGGGAUAAGGAUUAGAAAUACUCUAGGGAGACAGGCUCUUCUCUCCCUGCCCCACCUCCCGGGACGAGGAGCAAAAUCUGAUCUUUUCCAGGAAUUUGGUUGCUCUUUCCAGCCUCUUUGGCCAUCUUUCAAGCCCAGGUAUUUGAGCUCAAAGAGAAGGAAGGGGCAUCUGGGGGGACCCAGUGGAGGAGCCCUCGGGCAGCCCUCUGUGGGGCAGUGUACGGUGUCCAGAGGACUCGGGUUCGCAGAGCUGUGGACAGGCCGUCCUCAUUGGUGGGGUUCUUGGCAUCUUGGCUUCUCCCUGCCCUCCCCGCCUGCUCACCUACCUCCCCUUUAUGGUUUGGUUUUGUUUUUAAGACAAUGAAAUAGAAGCACUAUUCACUUGGGUAUAACAUGAAGAAAUCAAAAGGAAAGCAGCAGCUUAGGAGGUGGGGGUGUCAAAACAGGUUGGGCAACCAAAGAAAGGAUUCCCAGAGGAACAGGGCUGCCCGCAGCCGCGCAGACGGACUGUCGCUUGUCACUGGUGGGCUCCUCGCGGCCUGGUGAGGGGCAGGCCUCGGGAUAGAUUCCAGAAUCCGAGCUUGGGCUCCCCUGGGGAGCUAGAGCGGCCUCCUUCUUUGGUCUUCAUCCAGGGGAACAGACACUGCGCUGGUGGGACAUACAGGUGGGAAAGUUGCAGGGAAACCUUUGUCUUCCGUGCUUUGGACACAUGGUGGGAAUUUCCACCAUGGAUUUUUAAUGUGAUCUCUUGUUCUAGGCAGCAGGGAGUAGAUGUGAUCCUUUCCUUCGAGUUUUCCAGUCUAUCUGAAUUUUCUAUAGCUUGUGAUUCGUUUCCUUUACCCAAAUCUAUAUAAACAUGGAUGGUCUUAUUUCUUCCCCUGCAGUUUCUUGUUUUCUUCAGCACAUCUAGCGAGAAAAGGAAGGUUCGGGCAUGUUGGGGAGGGUAGAGAGGGGUGUAUGCAGAGAAGGCGGGCAGCGGAGGAUGAAGAGGGGACCUGGGGGACUUGGGUGUGUCCCCAGGUUUGGAGGCAGGGCUGUAGCCAAGACUGAUCUUCAUUCCAUUCCAAUCAACUUUGCUUCUGUUGGAUUUUGUGAUUUCUUUUUAAUACGUGCAGUUUGGUCUCAUGCUGCAAAUAACGGGGUUGCACUGGUUCUGCCCAGGACUCUGGAAUUACCCAUGCAGGGAAGACUGGCUGAGGCAUUUUCUCUAGAAGGCCCUGUUCUCAGGACACUGGGCUCUCCCAAGGGUCUGAGAACCCACAGGCAGAGAAAGGCGGCCUGAGGAGUGGGUCUCUUGAGAAUUUGCCAGUAGCAAGGAAUGGCCACAACCAGAGGCAAAUGACAAGUUGCGACAUGGCAUUGGCCUGGAUUUUCUAUUGCAAGAAGUGCCACUGAGGCUGGCCAAGUCAGGGCCCUGGUCCAUGGGGGUGAGUAUUUAAUAAGUAAAAUUGCAUAUGUUCUUUAGCUGCAUUAGUGCAGAUUCCAGAGAAGGCCACAGAAGCCAGAGUUAGAGCCGCUAUGAAGGAAAUUCUGCCAGGGGAAGAGGGGGUGGGAAAAGACAGCCUGCUCCAUUCUCCUCGCCUCUCCUUGUAGGGGGCGCCAUUGGCAUGGGUUUCCUGAGAGGCCAAAAAAAAAAAAAAGAGCCAGGUCUAAAAGACCCUUUGGAUCUGGGCCAGUGUCAGAGAGGCCUCUUAAAGAGGGACUUUUAAAUGAGGAAAUGAAUUCCCUGUAACACACUCAUUCCAUUAAAUCCAACCUCCUUACUUUCUUCAGCCAGGAUGCAUUUCUUGUCUGUCAGCUCCGCUUUUUAAGGUCAGGUAUGCUUGAGGGCUGGAAAUGUAGUCCAGUGGUAGAGGGCUUGUGCAAGGGCCUGGAUUCAAUCCCUACUGCCGCCCCCCACACCCCACCCCCCAAAUCAUGUAUGUCUUUAAAAUGCUCUUCUGAUCCUGAAGGCUAGCCUGAUGGGAGCCGACACCCCAGCUCCACAGCCCUGCUCUUGCUGUGUUUUCUGCCUCCCUUGCUCAUUUUCCAGCUGGGAGUUCUACCCCAGCUGUCCCUUGUUGUAUUGCUAGGUGGUAAACAUGUGCCCAGUUAGAUUUGAACUUCAGGCUAGGCACAGUGGUCCACCUGUAAUCCCAGAGGUUUGGGAGGCUGAGGCAGGAGGAUCAUGAGUUCAAAGCCAGCCUCAGCAACUCAGCAAGACCCUGUCUCUAAAAAGGGCUGGGGAUGUGGCUCUGUGGUGGAGUGCCCCCUGGGUUCAAUCCCUGAUACCAAGAAGAAAUUUGAAUUUCAGAUACACCCAAAUAAUUUUUCACUUUUAGAAUAUAUAUGUUCCAGUUAAUACUUAAGACAUAUUUUAAAUGAGCUUUAAAAUUUUUUGAUCCCCAAAAGGGCUGGGGUAUAGCACAGUGGUAGAACAUUUGCCUAGCACAUGCAGUGCCCUGGGUUCAAUCCCCAGUACCCAAAACCAAACAAACCCAAAACUGAUCUCUGGCCAUUCUGGUUUAAUUGGUCCUGACCCCUAACCCAAGCCUCUGAAUUUGGGAGUACCCAGGUGCAUCUAAUUUAACUGGGUGUUUUAUGGGAGUUUGGGGUGAGGGUUGUUUUUCUGCCUACCAACAGGACAGAUCAAUAGUAAUCUAUCUAAAGUUUAGAGGGUUUUGUUUGGGGGCGGCGGGGGCGUUCUGGAGAAGAUUCACAUUUUAUGUAACAUUGAGCUGUCUUUGCCAUCAAUUGGAAGCCAAGCAAAAUUAGCUAAUGUUUUCCUUUUUUAAAUUUUAACUUUGAAGUAGCUGGAGUUAGACCUGGAUUAUUUUAUUUUAAACUGGUAGAUCUAUUUGAGAAUCAUCAGAGGGGAAUUCCUUUUUCUUGACUUUAUUUCUGAUCUAUAAAAACCACAAAGCUCCAGAAACUUCCAGACCUCUGGAGGCUUCUAGCAGUGGGCACUGCAGUCACCUGGAGAGAUUAGGAAACUCUGAUGACUGGGCUGACUCCCCAGAGGUCCAGACUGAAUUGCUGGGGCCCCGGCAUCUAGAUUUUAAAAGAACUUGUUGUUACAUAUUCAUCAUGCACACCAUAUAACAAUUUGAUUUGACCAAUAUCCCGCCCACCCCCUGGUCCCUUUCACCUACUGAUCUCCAUUUGGUUUUCAUGAGAUCCCCUCCCCCACACCUUUCUUUUCCUUUUUCCUCUCUAGCUUCCACAUAUGAAGAAAACAUAUGACCCUUGACCUGAGUUUGGCUUAUUUCGUUUAACAUAAUGGUCUCUAGUUCCAUCCAUUUUCCUGCAAAUGACACGAUUUUAUUUUUAUUUAUGGCUGAGUAAAACACCAUUGUGUAUAUAGACCCCAUUUUAUGUAUCUGUUCAUCUGUUAGUGGACGCCUAGGCUGGUUCCAUAGUUUGGCUAUUGUGAAUUGUGGUACCUACGUGUUUGAAGACCUCAGGUGAUGUCAGUGUGUAGCUCAGGGCUGAGACCCCUUGUCCUAGAAGCUUGUUGGCCAGAGGUCGAGAAAACCGGUAGCAGUGGCCUUUGGGCUUGUUGAGCCAGGACAGGUCCAGGGCCUCUGCUGAGGUGGUGGAUGGUGGCUUUACCUGUGGUGAUAUCAAGUGGCCCUUGCCCCAGGAUGGGAGUCCAGAUGGCCUCGGGACCAGUAGAUCCAGCAGCUUGGAGAUUAGCAGACUUAGGUGGGCAGCAGAGUCUCUGCCCCUGAGUCAGAGAUGACACGUGUUGAGAUGUAUUGACCACAGGCCCUUUACUAAGUGGAGGCAGAACAGAGUCGGCUGAGAGCCACUGGCUUGCACAGCUGAGCUGGAGGGACCCUGGCUUCGUGGGCUUUGCCUGUGCUCUGACCAGGCAGAUGAGGGAAGGCCUGGCUCUUCCCAUUGUUAGCCAAACCAGACCCAGGCUCAGGCCUUGGAGGCUCCAGGUGCUAGUCCACUGACCAGUCUGAUUCCUGGCCCAGGUGGGGGCCCUUUGUCCCAGCGAGGGACAUCAUAGCCUGCCAAAGCCUGCAGCAAGGCCUGGUGAGGUGGGGAGCAUUUAGUCCCCUCUGUGUGCUCCAGGUAUGUGUGAGAGCUGGCUCUAGAUGGGAUUGGGUGGUCACCAUGCCAAGGAAAUGACUUUGGUCACCUGGUAGAUCCCUGGUGGCUCAGUAGGGGGCUGAGUGAGGAGAGGGGCCAUUUAAGGAUUCAGUGCUAGCAUCCUCCAUGGUCUCUCCUCCCCGUCCCUCCCUUUGGGACCCAAGGUCCCCUCUGUAAGUUGGUGCUUCAGGCUGUUAAGACGGCAGCCCGCCCCAUAAGGAGUCUGAAGUUAGAGGGGCCGUACCCUUCCCUGGUGACUUGGAGCUCUGAUCUUAGGGACCUCAAGGUCCUGACACGUGUACCUGUGAUGGGCAGCUGAGGAGGGCUCCCACGGGCCAGCCCCACCUGCCUGAUGGGACGGUCCUAAGGCCCUCUGCCAUCCUCUGGCUGCCCAUCUGAGAGGUUACCAGCUUUCCAGAAGAGUUUGUGUCUAUGAGUAAGACCCUGGUGAAGGGCAAGGCCACUGUUCUCACUGGGUUCCGCAUGCUCCUCCUCUCUCCGUUGUGACUGUAGUGUAGGGCUGUCUGCCCCAGAGACACCAGCUGGGGAGAGUAUCCCAGGCCACCUCUGCUGCCAGUCUAAGUGCUGCUGUGCCCGGGGCCACCCUGCAUCCUGCUGGGACCGCCUGCUUUGCUGUGCUGCCCGGGCUGUUUUUGUCUGCAUGGUUUGGGGUCUUUGUCCUCGUGCCUUUUCUUCCCUGUCACCACUAUACGGGAUUCUCCCUGUGUCCCCACUGCCCCCUUUUCUACACACUCUCGUGGUCGCUGCCUUCCCAGCCCUGUAAACGUGGACAUAUGCAUCCUACUUUGUAACCUCGGGCCUCCUCCCUGGGCGGCCGAGCUUCCAGGCACUUUGACUACCCACCAAGACCAGGCCCGCCUCCCCUCGGCUCCCCCGGCCUUACCCUGCCUUGUAGACUCGGUGACUUUGUACAGAAUAUUUUGUCAUUGUCUUAAGCACUGGGGGCCCGGCACUGAGUCCCGCCCCCAGCCUGCGGUUAGUUAGAAACCUGAAUCCCAGGUAAGGGCAACUUCAUGUAAAGCGACUUCAAACUCCUGCGCACCCUCUUGCUGUGAGCAUGCGGGUACUUGAACCUGGGCCACUGGCCCCAGCAGAGGUGCCAUGAGUCUUGCAGGUCUGCAGCAGAUACCUGCUGCUCCUGGAGGAAGCCCUGGCUGUGUGGUUCCCUGUACCCAGCAGUGGGCCUGGGUUUAGGGCCACGGUGUCUAAUGUGUAGGACAGCUGCAGACCCAAGGGAGAGGAAGAGGCUUGCCACUGUCCCUGCCUGUGUAUUAACACCUGCCCAGCCCUUCCUAGUCUGCCGAAGGUGCUCAGACCAGAGUGCCAUUAAAUACCAGACUGAUGUCAGGACCCGGAUGGGACAGGGCAUCACUGAGGACUCUCAGCCCGUCGUCACCUUCCCUCCUCCCAGCUUUUUCCCGUCUGGGGCUGGGUCUCUUGCAGACCAGGUAGAGUAGACUACGUGGUGACCUCACGCUCCAGGGCUUGGUUCACAGCUUCUGACUCUGUGGGAUUCCACUUGGGUGUUUGCCUCAGGAGUCCAGGUCUGGAAACGGCCUUAGCUUUAGGACUGGGAUGGGACUUCUGCUUUCAGGCCCCAGAGAGGGAGGGUGUGGGGCGAGGCCCCAAGGCUGGGUCCCAGGUCCUGAGCUCCUGCUGCUCUCUAUCUCAGCUGCGGGCACCUUCCAGGGAACUGUAAUGUACAGACCAAGGUGUAAAUAAACAGUGGCUUUUCUUGCCUGA